Messenger RNA from Kwoniella botswanensis, 1302 nucleotides. RefSeq lists its product as uncharacterized. Bases 1 to 1302 code for a protein of 433 amino acids. Lineage: Eukaryota; Fungi; Basidiomycota; Tremellomycetes; Tremellales; Cryptococcaceae. Gene Ontology annotation, molecular function: phosphatidylinositol transfer activity. The record is from RefSeq and is a predicted model, not a curated record. The transcript is spliced from 8 exons.
AUGUCAUUCUUCAGUAGAUCGAACAAGUCAGCUUCUUCAUCUUCCUCUUCCCUUGCUAAGCAGGCGAAACCCAAUGCUACCUCUGAGAUCUUCACUGAGCCAAGUCAAGAGAGCAGCGUGAAGAAAAAAUGGGAUUACAACGAAGGGCAAUUAAAACAGUUCACAUCAACCCUCCUCCUUCCGGAGACAGACCCAUAUUACCCUUGGGAACUUCGAUUCCUCAAUGAUCCAGGAACACACCCUCGAUACAUGCGAGCAGCCAAGUGGAAGAUGGACGACGCGAAGAAGAGGAUUCAGGGGACAUUGGAAUGGAGGAGGGAGUAUAAACCUGAGUUGAUCAGUCCGGAUGAUGUGGGCGUAGAAGCUGAGACGGGUAAAAUUAUCCUAACCGGUUUCGACAACGAUGCUCGACCUAUCUUGUAUAUGAGACCGGGACGAGAGAACACGGAGAGAAGUCCAAGGCAAAUUCGACAUUUGAUUUAUCAUCUCGAAAGAGCUAUCGAUUUCAUGCCUCCUGGACAAGAACAAGUAGCCAUUAUCGUAGACUACAAAUCAGCUACUUCUCAAUCUAACCCCUCUAUCGCCGUCGCAAGACAAGUACUGAACAUCUUGCAAAAUCACUAUGUGGAGAGAUUAGGUAGAGGUUUAGUGGUGAACAUGCCCUGGUGGAUCAACGCUUUCUUCACUGGUAUUUCACCUUUCUUAGAUCCCAUCACGAGGGAUAAGAUCCGAUUCAACCCAAAACUCACCGAACUCGUACCAGCCGCGCAAUUGGACUCCGAGUUUGGCGGUGAUUACGUUUUUGAAUUUGAUCAUAAACCAUACUGGAAGACCAUUACCGAAUUCUGCCACAUCGCCUCAGACGGAACGAGAAUCGACGAUCAAGGCGAGAAGAUUUACCCACCUUCAGGGAACGGUAUCAAAGCUGCCAUCGAGGGGUUACAUCCAGUCAAGGGAGCAGUGGCAACCGGUCAAGUCGAGAAAGUAGAUGAUCUGAGCGUAUUGAAACAACCUACUCCUCCUCCCACUUCUACACCUCCCGCCGCGGAUGCAGCUGCCAAUGGAGCUGCUGUUGUAGCUUCAGGAGAAACAGCCGAGAAAGAAGGAAGUGAGAAAACUCUAACUGAAGAAAACACCACAAACACAAACACAGGUGGAGGAUUAGAGGAUGGCGUCAAGCGGAUGAGUUUGAAUAGAGCUCUGACCACUGCACCUGGUGCGCCGGAAGGUGAUGCGGUAUUUGAUCAUCCGCCUACGCAAAGUGAGCUGAAGGAAGCUAGACAGAGCUUGGAGGGUAGAUAG